UCCAGUCAGCCCAUAGAUCCCACACGUGAAAACAGAUAACCUAAGUGCUAAGGGGGUGGUAAAAGUUUUAUAUAAAGAUAUUUCUCUAUUCUGUAGUUUAACACCGACUCUCCGUACACAGUGUCGCCGGCAGCAUGCUGUAUCUGAUCGGUCUGGGUCUGGGGGACGCCUCGGACAUCACGGUGAAGGGUCUACAGGCGGUGAAGGGCUGCUCCAGAGUUUACCUGGAGGCGUACACCUCCAUCCUGACAGUGGGCAAGGAGGCUCUGGAGGAAUUUUACGGGAAGGAGCUGAUCCUGGCAGACAGAGACCUGGUGGAGCAGGGGGCUGAGGAGAUCCUAAAGGAUGCUGAUGUGACUGAUGUGGCAUUCCUGGUGGUGGGCGACCCGUUCGGAGCAACCACCCACAGCGACCUGGUCUUGAGAGCAGUGAAUGCUGGGAUACCGUACAGAGUCAUCCAUAAUGCCUCCAUCAUGAAUGCAGUGGGCUGCUGUGGUCUACAGCUGUAUAACUUCGGGGAGACGGUGUCGCUGGUGUUUUGGACGGACACGUGGAGACCGGAGAGUUUCUACGAUAAGAUCUGUAAAAACAGAUCAGCUGGACUGCACACGCUCUGUCUGCUGGACAUUAAGGUCAAAGAGCAGAGCGUGGAGAACAUGAUGAGAGGUAAAAAGAUCUACGAGCCUCCUCGCUUCAUGACGGUCAGUCAGGCUGCAGAUCAGCUGAUUCAGAUCAUCCAGAGGAGGAGGGAGGAGGGGGAGGAGCUUGGUAUGACGGAGGACACAGUGUGCGUGGGCGUGGCCAGGCUCGGUGCUGAUGAUCAGAAGAUCUGCACUGGGACGCUACGUCAGCUGGUGUCAUGCGACCUUGGCGGUCCGCUCCAUUCUCUGGUCAUCACCGGUAGACUCCACCCACUGGAGGUGGACAUGCUGCGAGUGAACGCAGAGCCAGACGCACUAGAAAACCUGCACAUGAUCGACAGCUCCACAUACUGCUCCUAACAAACACCAUGACUGUCUGGAUAGACUAGUACACCUGGACCCUAACGGAGACCUGAACCUAGCCUGGACAAACCCUCAAACCUGGACUGGUCAUAGUGUCCUCACUAAGCAGAGACAGUUUAAACUGAUGGCCCUGUUAGAUUCAGCAAUAUAAACAAAUGAAACACUGUUUUUAUCAACAGAAUAAUGUAACAAUCAAAAUUAAAAAUAUUUAUGAUC
Molecule: messenger RNA, 1220 nt
Organism: Cheilinus undulatus (humphead wrasse)
Lineage: Eukaryota; Metazoa; Chordata; Actinopteri; Labriformes; Labridae
Gene: dph5
Product: diphthamide biosynthesis 5
Exons: 7
Coding region: 135-1001 (288 amino acids)
Biological process (GO): protein histidyl modification to diphthamide
Molecular function (GO): diphthine synthase activity
Source: RefSeq, a predicted model, not a curated record